AUGGGGGCAGCCGAAGACGAACCCUCAGAGGGGCCCCCGAGCUCCGAAGAGGUUCCGCGCGUACCGCGCCCCUGGGACUUCCUCUCCGACGGGGCCCCGACGGGGGGCCCUCCCGGGGGGCCCCCUGGGGGCCCCUCUCUUUGCUCCCUACCGAGCUGCCUCUCCGAAGGCGUCGGCAGCGGUGCCCCUCUAGCGGCUGCAGCUGCAGCUGCUGCUGCUGCUGCUGAGGAUCCGCAUCAGACGCCAGAGCAACAGGGAUCCUCCUCGACCUCAUCUCCAGGGAGCCUUUUUGCCUUCUCCAGCCCUCCGAAGCAGCCGCAGCAGUCCGCAGCGUCCAGUGGCUUGCCUUGCACGCAGACGGCUGUACAAGGAGGCGCCAUUCCCUUGCUCUCCGUUCGUCUGCUCUCCCUCUCGUGCCUGUUACGGCGACAGCAACAGCAGCAGCAGGAGCAGCACCAAAGGCAAAGACAAGCAGAAGAAAUCUCUGUCCUCAUGGCUCAAACACCUGUGGAAGGCAGAGACCCUUUAGGACGUAGAAAACAGAAGCGUUCCUUGUGCGUCGCCUCAGGAGAUCCCGCACCUUCUCCUGCUCUCGAGGAGGAUCCCUCAGGGUGCCCCCCCCACCCCUUUUUCAGUGCUGUGUCUCGAUAUUGUCUGCGAGUGCUGCAGCAGGCCGAGCUGCAGCAGCAGCAAGCGGCUUGUUGCGCAGGGACGAGCACUAUUAGCCCCACAGGAUCCGGAAGAGCUCUGUCGGGAGACACGCCGAGCAGCAGCAGCAGCAGUUGCUGUUUACGGCUUGGCCGAUGUGCCGUUGUCAAUGGUGCGGUGCUCGAGGCGCAGCUCAUGGACGCUGCAGCAGUCGAAGCGGUGAGACUCUUGUAUCUACUGGCGCCUGCAAGCAGAGACAUUCAACAACAAGCAUUCGUCGCCAUCAAACGCCGUGCGCCUUCUGCUUCGGAGUCUGGAGCUUGGGACGUGUGUGUUGUGCAGGCAGCAGGCGGUUCUUUCGGGGAGGUCUGCAACGCUCUGCUGGACUUGCCGUUGACUGCCGCAUUCCUUGAAAAAGGCUUGCCCGCAAGCCCGAGGGUGUCGGCCGUUUGCAAAGCCGUGCCGCUCUGUCUGGAUAUCCUCUUCAAAGAGGCCCUGCAGGCCCCUCACCCUCAACCCAGAGCGGAGCUGUUUAGGGCUUUGCUGCAGCGCUUCUCCCUGCUGUAUCCCCUGAGCUUCUUCGUUGACGAUUUCAAAAGCCACUGUUUUGCCCCCUUCGCCCUGGGCAGAGGAGGCAACCUUGUCUCUAGGCCUUCUCGUGCGUGGUGUGGGGUCAGUUGGUGCUGCGCCUUCCGCUUGAGAACUUUCGCUCUCGGACGCCCUUGUUUGACUUCUGAACUGCCGCAGCUUCAGCAGCGGCACCAAAUCGUGCAGGGAAUUAGGGCACAUUCGAAUCCUCAGGGGGCCCCUCUUGCGGAGGCUUUGUGCUGGGCAGUCGUUGCGGAGUACUUUGAGGCCCUCGAGGCUGUGGCCUAUGAGGCGUUGGCUCCUAUGGCGCCUCCAGAAAGGCCGACGCUUAUUUUCGAGUCUCAUCGACCCCCAGGAGAACCCCUACACACGGGCUUCCUCUCCGGUGGACGCACCACUUUGUUCUCAGAUGCCACCAGUGCAGAAGGCCUGGAUAGCCACAGCUCACCAAAAGAAGCAACAGCAGCUUUGGAGACGCCUCGCGCGGCGCGAAGAACGGGGGCUUCACGAGCGGCUCUUGGCGACGAUCGCCGUCCUGCGUCGAUCGAUAUCGACCUCUCAGAUUGUGUUGUGCGUGCAUCAGACUGGGCUUCAUCAGAGGGACUCGCAGCAAAGGGCCCCCCCGCAACGCCACGAGCUGCCCAAGUUGCGUCUUUAGACCUCCCUCCUUCCCUCAUCUGCGUGUCGGUUGCUGCUCUUUCGCAACUAACUCUUCGCUUUCCCCCGUUGAGACCUCGCACCGUUCUCUGUCUGAGUUCGCUUCGAGCCGGCGUACAGGGAGAUAAAUGGCUACCUCUCCUAUCCCGCAUUUCUUUUUCUCUCCGCACGCUUUCCGACUUGCCACUGGCACAGAGAAUACUUAGUGACGGCUCUAGUCGCAGUUCCUCCUUCUCUCCCCUGUGA
Messenger RNA from Cyclospora cayetanensis, 2139 nucleotides. RefSeq lists its product as uncharacterized. The transcript has 13 exons. Lineage: Eukaryota; Apicomplexa; Conoidasida; Eucoccidiorida; Eimeriidae. The record is from RefSeq and is a predicted model, not a curated record. The coding region runs from base 1 to 2139 and encodes 712 amino acids.